UCUGUGCUCUUUCUUUCCAUUGACUCAGUAUUACUGAACUGAAGGAUGGCUUCUUGUUAGGAGGUUCAUUUCAUUUCGUGUUACUCCCAAUUGCAUAUCCAGAGCAUUGAGAAUUUCGAGUGGGGCAUAUUGGAGUAGAUUUCAGUUUCUUUACAUCAUUUCUGCAUUCAAAAGUUUAAUUUUUUUUUUCGUAACCGUAUCGAGUUUUUUUUGUUGUUUUUUUUAAAAACUAAAUUAACAUGGCUCCACUGAACGGCCCAGCCCCUGUGGAGGUCACAUACAGGAACAUGAGAUUUCUUAUUACACACAAUCCAACCAGUGCAACCUUAAACAAAUUUAUAGAGGACCUUAAGAAAUACGGAGUUACCACAACAGUAAGAGUAUGUGAAGCAACUUAUGACACUGCUGUUGUGGAGAAAGAAGUUAUCCAGGUUCUGGAUUGGCCCUUUGAUGAUGGUUCAUCACCCUCUAACCAGAUUGUUGAUGACUGGUUAAGUCUUUUGAACAUUAAAUUUCAUGAAGAACCUGGUUGUUGCAUUGCUGUUCACUGUGUUGCAGGUCUUGGGAGAACUCCAGUGCUUGUUGCCCUGGCACUAAUUGAAGGUGGAAUGAAAAAUGAAGAUGCAGUACAGUUUAUAAGACAAAAGCGGCGUGGAGCUUUUAACAGUAAGCAACUUUUGUAUUUGGAGAAAUACCGUUCUAAAAUGCGGCUGCGCUUCAAAGACUCUAGUGGUCAUAGAAACAACUGUUGCAUUCAGUAAAACUUGGCUGCCUCAUGCUGUUGCCUUGGAAGUCAAACUUGAGGCAGGACUUAAUUUAUCGUACAUAUUAGCCAACAUAAUAGGCUUAAUGAAUGACAAG
Molecule: messenger RNA, 861 nt
Organism: Balaenoptera musculus (blue whale)
Lineage: Eukaryota; Metazoa; Chordata; Mammalia; Artiodactyla; Balaenopteridae
Product: protein tyrosine phosphatase type IVA 1-like
Exons: 1
Coding region: 240-761 (173 amino acids)
Biological process (GO): protein dephosphorylation
Cellular component (GO): nucleus
Molecular function (GO): protein tyrosine phosphatase activity
Source: RefSeq, a predicted model, not a curated record